AUGUUUAAUCGAUCAUCGUCAAAAACACACGGAUUUUCUAGUGGCACCAGCUCUAAGGAUCAUAGGUUCCGCGAGAGUCAGAAAUCGAAUUUGUUCGAGUUAGGUCUCUUAAGGCCUGGAGCCGAGUCGCGUUCUCUGCGUUCUCUUCGGAGAAAGGAAAAGGAAAAGGAAGGAGACUGGGAUAGUUCGCAGAGCGUUCCGUCCUAUCCUGAGAAGAAUCAUUCUAUUACAGCGGCUUCGCUUCGUCCGUCGCCGCAACCACAGCGAGCGCCAUCGCAUCGCUCCGCAGCUUCCAUAAGUUCUUCAACAUCUAGAGAUACUAUACGUCAAAACACCAUGUCGGGCGCAUUAAGUUCAGAAAGGAGUCGUACGCGGAGGGAGAGGACUUUUGUCGGGAGUGAAUGUGCCGUUUGCGAAGAGCCAUUGGAGCACACGCUUCGCGGCGAGAGGAUUCUACAAUUCUCAUGUUCACAUGUUUCCCACGAGGCUUGCUUCUACGAGUUCAUACGUGAAUUCGAGUCGCAGUAUUGCCCCUCAUGCAAUGCGCCUUUACAUUUAGACACGAGUCGCGGAGGCAAUGUUCUUGACAUCGAAAAAAUAACUAGCAUGGUACGAUCCGUGUCAGCCGAUAACAGGUCGUUGACAGCACCAGCCCAGAGGGAACCCCAGAGGGAACCCCAAAGAGACCCCUGGGAAACUCAAGGUAGCCGUCCGCCUAGUGGCGAGUCUAAUGUUAGAAGUGUAGCCCCUAGCAACAGUGGCCAAAGUAUCACUCGGGGUAGUGUCCGAGAUAGUCGGGAGCCGCCACCGUCAGAACGUUAUAUGAACAACCAUAAGCAUGAUCGUAGUAACAGCGAAGUGACUGGUAUCACCGCGUCGACUGGUUAUCCCGAGACGGCGCAAAGCGGUCCGCCGCGCCGUCACGAUUACGACCUUCAAGCUAUGGAGACGACACCAGGUAGCCCAAGAGCUAUGUCGCGCAAUCCAAUCCCAUCGCCUUCUGUUGUUGUUCGAUCCGAAUUUCCCACCAUAACGCGUUCAAGGCAGCAACAGACCUUGACGUGUCUGAUUACGGUAGAAGUUGCCGAUAACAAGUGGAAGCCUGAUCCGGAAGACCUUGGUAUCGUAAACCCAGCGCCAACACAGCGCACGGAGGAUACUUUUACGCAAAGACCACCGUCACCUGCGAGGAGUUCGCAGCCGCGUUUCUAUCCAUAUGAAGCACCCGAAGUGCUCGAAGAAAUGACCGAGAACUUACGGAACCGGGUCGACAAUUGGCACGGCCUCGACUUUAAUAGGUUUGGAAAGCUUCGACUCUAUGGCACUUUACGUGUUGGCAAGGACAAAGUUUCGUGGCAGGAGUUGGAAUGUUACCUCUUUGCCGAGAUGCUCAUUUGCGUCAAAGAAAAGAAAAACCUUCCCCCUGCGCAACAACAACAAUGGGACGAAAAUGGCAUGCCUCGGAAAGCAACGCGAUGUACCCUGAAGGGUUCUAUCCUUAUCAAGAAGCAUCUUAAUGAAGUCACUGAAACCGGUAUGAUUGAUGAGAACGUACUAACUCUCAGCCUUUCUGUUGCGGAACUCCCGCAGUUCCAUCUGCGCUUUGAGAACCGGAACCAGCUGAAGCUAUGGCAGCAGGCUCUUCUCGAUCUCAAUGCUGUUGAGCGAUCACCAGUCAGAAGCCCAGCAUAUGAACGUGCUGAGGCAUCAGAAAACGAAGAAGAUGAAUGGGGCAGAGGAGGUCGGCCCCAACGGGUCUCGUCGGUGGCUUCUUCUUAUGGCGGACCCAAGUCCAUCACUACGGCUGCUACCGAAUACACUAGCGUCGCGAGGAGCCCUCUAGUUUCAUCAUUCCACGUACCUAUUGAUGUUGUUGUCGUGGUGCCUAUCUCCUCUUCGAUGCAGGGUGUAAAGAUAAACUUAGUCAGGGAUGCCCUGAAGUUCAUGGUCAAUAACCUUGGCGAGAGGGAUCGUAUGGGUCUCGUUACGUUCGGUUCAGGAGGAGGUGGUGUGCCCAUCGUAGGAAUGACUACGAAGGCAUGGCAUGGAUGGAACAAUAUUCUAAGUUCGAUUAAACCCGUGGGACAGAAGAGCCACCGUGCGGACGUUGUAGAAGGCGCAAAUGUCGCUAUGGACUUACUCAUGCAACGAAAGUACAACAAUCCGAUCGCGACGAUCAUGCUCAUCAGUGACGCUUCAACAUCUGAUGCCGACAGCGUUGACUUUGUCGUCUCACGAGCGGAAGCUGCCAAGAUUACAAUUCAUUCAUUUGGUCUCGGUAUGACUCACAAGCCGGAUACUAUGAUCGAGCUAUCUACGCGAACGAAGGCUUCGUAUACUUAUGUGAAGGACUGGAUGAUGCUACGCGAGUGUCUGGCCGGCUGCCUAGGAUCGCUACAGUCUUUAUCUCACCAGAACGUCAAACUGAAGCUGAAACUUCCCGAAGGCUCGCCAGCCAGGUUCCACAAGAUCAGCGGAGCGUUACAGAUCACUAAGCGUGCUACGGGUCGUGACGCGGAGGCUUCACUGGGUGAUCUUAGAUUCGGAGACAAGAGGGACAUCCUGGUUCACUUAGUCAUUCUUCCCGAUAACACAUCUCAGGAGCAAUUACCUCAAGAUCCGUGGGAGACAAUUGUUUCUGGUUUAGAAGCUCUGGGUGGACCCGUAGAACACGAUGACCAGAGAACGAUCUCGGUAGAAGAAUUGCCGCUCAUCCAGGCGGAUCUAGUUUGGGGUGAUAUUUUGAGAGAUGGUACAAUGAUGCAUCUCCCAAGACCGUCGUUACUUGCUAUUACAAUGUUACCGGCACCAGGUAAUUCUAAGAAGACGUCCUGGCAAAACAACCCACCGAUUCCGCCUCAUCCACAUAUUGUCCAGCGGCGGAUGGAACUUCUCACAUCUGAUAUGCUCACUAGAGCAUUAACAUUGGUUUCGCGGGGCCAACACGAUCGCGCACAGACGCUUCUUAACGAAACUCGUUCAAUUUUGAAAGGAUUAGGUAAAGGCGGGCUUCCGCCUGUCCCCGUACCGUCGGUAGCUAACAGCAAAUCAAACCCGUCUACUCCUCAACCCGGAUCAGAUGCUUCUCCAAUCUCGGCUACACCAGAUCGCAAGCAUACCCCAUCACCUACCGCUUCGGCUCAUUCAGGUGCCAACGGUUUCCCAGCAUCGAUUCACCGGAGUCGGUCGACCGACGGGUUAACGCUAGGCAACGCAAACGGCAUUGACGUCAGCACGGUCGCUGCACUUGAUUCCGAACUUGAGGCUAGCUUAGAAUGGAUUAAUCAUCCUGCCGUGUUUGGCCGUGACAGUCGCAAAGCCGUCCUACAAGCCAUCGGAGUUAUUAGUAGCCAGCGCGCAUUUACGUUCCGAACACCAAUCGAGAGUCUGUGGGCUGGUCGUGUCAACGGUAUUAAGAAGCUGACAGACAAGAGCCGCGAGUGGAGGGAAGAAGCCGGCGGCGAAGGAAUUAUCGAAGAGCCAUGA
Molecule: messenger RNA, 3486 nt
Organism: Daldinia childiae
Lineage: Eukaryota; Fungi; Ascomycota; Sordariomycetes; Xylariales; Hypoxylaceae
Exons: 6
Coding region: 1-3486 (1161 amino acids)
Source: RefSeq, a predicted model, not a curated record